This is a messenger RNA of Diceros bicornis minor, 1913 nucleotides long. It is a transcript of the gene LGMN, whose product is annotated as legumain. The transcript has 14 exons. The coding region runs from base 77 to 1378 and encodes 433 amino acids. Lineage: Eukaryota; Metazoa; Chordata; Mammalia; Perissodactyla; Rhinocerotidae. Gene Ontology annotation, biological process: vacuolar protein processing. The record is from RefSeq and is a predicted model, not a curated record. Gene Ontology annotation, molecular function: cysteine-type endopeptidase activity.
UUCCCACGGUCCUGCCGCCGCCGCCUCCGCGGUCACCCGUAGCAGAUUUCCUCAGUCGAACUCCCAGAGGCACAGAAUGAUUUGGGAACUAGCUGUGUUGCUCAGCUUGGUCCUGGGAAUUGGUGCUGUUCCUAUGGACGAUCCUGAGGAUGGAGGCAAGCACUGGGUGGUGAUUGUUGCAGGUUCAAAUGGCUGGUAUAAUUAUAGGCACCAGGCGGACGUGUGCCACGCCUACCAGAUCGUCCACCGCAACGGGAUCCCCGACGAGCAGAUCAUCCUGAUGAUGUACGAUGACAUUGCCUACUCUGACCAGAAUCCCACCCCAGGUGUUGUGAUCAACAGGCCCAAUGGCUCAGAUGUCUACGCUGGAGUCCUGAAGGAUUACACGGGCGAGGAUGUCACUCCGCAAAAUUUCCUUGCUGUGUUGAGAGGAGAUUCAGAAGCAGUGAAGGGCAAAGGAUCUGGAAAGGUCUUGAAGAGUGGCCCCAAGGAUCACGUGUUCAUUUACUUCACUGAUCAUGGAGCUGCUGGACUACUGUGUUUUCCUAACGAUGAUCUUUAUGUACAGGACCUGAAUAGGACCAUCUAUUACAUGUACGAACAAAAAAUGUACCAAAAGAUGGUGUUCUACAUUGAAGCCUGUGAGUCUGGGUCCAUGAUGCAGCACCUGCCCACCGACAUCGAUGUUUAUGCGACCACUGCUGCCAACCCCUCAGAGUCGUCCUAUGCCUGUUACUACGAUGAUUCGAGAGACACGUACCUGGGGGACUGGUACAGUGUCAACUGGAUGGAAGAUUCCGACAUGGAGGAUUUGACGAAAGAGACCCUCCACAAGCAGUACCAGCUGGUGAAAUCCCACACCAACACCAGCCACGUCAUGCAGUACGGCAACAAGUCCAUCUCUGCCAUGAAAGUGAUGCAGUUUCAGGGUACGAAGCACAAAGCCAGUUCUCCCAUCUCCCUGCCUCCAGUCAAACACCUCGACCUCACGCCAAGCCCUGAGGUGCCCCUUGCAAUCAUGAAAAGGAAACUGAUGAGCACCAAUGAUCUGUACGAGUCCAGGCAUCUUGUCGAGGAGAUCCGCAGGCACCUGGAGGCUCGGCACGUCAUCGAGAAGUCAGUGCGGAAGAUAGUCUCCUUGGUCGCCAGGUCGGAUACUGAGGCGGAGAGGCUGCUGUCUGAGCGAGUGCUGCUCACGGCGCAUGACUGCUACCGGGCAGCUGCGGCGCAUUUCCGCACACACUGCUUCGACUGGCACUCCCCCACGUACGAGUAUGCUCUGAGACAUUUGUACGUGCUGGUCAACCUUUGUGAGAAACCUUAUCCAGUUGACAGAAUAAAAUCAUCCAUGGACAAAGUGUGCCUUGAUAACUACUGAAACACUGCCUCUGUGAUGCUUUUCCAAGUGUGAGCACCGGUCCUCAGAAUGUGUGUAAUCCGAGACUGAAGAGGCGGCCCGAGGAGGGAACCCCAGCUGCCCCGCCCUCCGGGGGAAUGCGGGGCCGGGUCAGGCCGCUCCUGGGCUGCAUGCCAGGCCCUUCACAAGGCGCCUGCUCGCCCUUACCUACUUCCCCGUCUCCGACAGGUCCUGUGUGAUGCUCUGAAAAAGCGACAGAUUUGGCUGCCUAAAGCUCUGUGUUGAGAAAGGCAUAUUUGCUUUUGAAGAGGUUUUUUUUGCCCAUUAGUUUUAAGGAGCAGAAAGUUCACUGGGGCAUCUGCAGCCAGUGAAAGAGUCUGUUCCCAGGAAUUUAAAGCUGGAGCCUCUUAAGUCUUCAGAAUGAUUUUAUUGAAGAGGGACGUAAGACCCAAAUGGGAAACUAUUUUUAGAAGAUAUUAUAAUUUUUCAUUGCUUUUGUAUUUUAUUUCACAAUAAUGGAGAAAUCUGAAAAAUAAAGAUUUGUACCUGAACCCGA